Molecule: messenger RNA, 558 nt
Organism: Drosophila pseudoobscura
Lineage: Eukaryota; Metazoa; Arthropoda; Insecta; Diptera; Drosophilidae
Exons: 4
Coding region: 32-436 (134 amino acids)
Source: RefSeq, a predicted model, not a curated record
GGCUUCGGAUUUCGUUAGACGUGGUUAAAGAAUGAAUCUGAAAAGAAGAAUUAUAGUAUUAAUUUUCCUCAUAUUUCUUUGGGAGAGUGCGAAAGGCCUGGAACUGUACCCAGGAGAGUGUCCUCCAUUGAACCCCGUCAAAAACUUCGAUAUCCAAAAGUUCCUGGGCGUUUGGUAUGUGCAAUCCUUCUAUCCCUUCGACGAUGAACCCAUGCUGGAGUGCCAUCACUUUCUCUACCAAAGCCACAAGGGUCGUUUCUAUGAAUUCGAGCUACUGCUGGAUAACGAUCACGAUAAGCAAGUAAUGACCCGUUCGAGUGUUAUAAGAUACCAUGAAAACACCGGCGGCAUCGAAGUCAAGCGCCGCAAUAGCUCCUAUGACAAUCCGCCGCACAAAAAUACCAUUCGUAAGUCCACAAAUCGGAUUUCUAUAUAAUAGAUCACAGAUUACCCAUUCUGUUGGCAGCUACUCGACCGCAUCGCUUUACAAUGUAUCCCCUGGCCCUGGACUAUGACUCCUAUGUGGUCAUGGUCACCUGCAACCGCCACAGAAGGAAC